Molecule: messenger RNA, 1732 nt
Organism: Ostrea edulis (European flat oyster)
Lineage: Eukaryota; Metazoa; Mollusca; Bivalvia; Ostreida; Ostreidae
Product: secretion-regulating guanine nucleotide exchange factor-like
Exons: 10
Coding region: 455-1612 (385 amino acids)
Source: RefSeq, a predicted model, not a curated record
AGAGAGAGUUGUAUGAAAACAACAAAAUCCUGACGACAAGCUACACUAUCUUGACUAACAGGAAACCGACCCCGAUUGGCUAUGGAAAUUACUCAGUAUCUGUUAACGAAUCAAGUCCUCAUCCAAUCAUGCGGGGAAAAUGCGAUUGGUGCAGAUUAUGUAAGAAUACCGCCCUCGUCAAGGUUUGUUAAUAGCAAACCGAUUGCAAAUUGCAAUAUGAUUAUGAUCAUGAUGCAAAUAUUUUCUUAUUAAAGGUGAAACCAAGCAUAUUUUAAUGAAAAAUCAAACCAAUAAUUGGACUAUAUCAGGUAAAGUUUGGUGGGAGAAAGAAUAAAUGAAUCUGUAAUUAUAGUAGUCUAUGUGUAAAAGCAGUGGACUCAGCCAAUCAGGUUAGAUUUGAUCAUGUGACUUUAUUUGGAUUCCCACACUCCACGAGCAUGAAUCAAAACACGAAAUGGCAAUCCAUCUGUAUUCAUGGGGAGCCAAUAGUUAUGGACAGUUAGGACUUGGAAAUCAAGAUGACCAGCUUCUACCUCAGAGAGUUACCCUCCCUGACUCAGCAGGUGCUCCUCCUCAAAAUCAACCAAUGGCCAAAAGGAUCCGAUCACUCACAGGAGGGGGAGGUCACUCCAUCAUCAUACAGGAUGAUGGGAGUGUGUUUGCCUGUGGCUCAAAUUGUAAAGGUCAGCUAGGGUUAAAUCAUUACAAUGAUGAACCAGUUUUCAUGAGAGUGAACCUCCCAGCAGUGGUCCACAAGGUGUCCCCCGGUUGGGACUUUACAGUUAUUCUCUCUGAAAAGGGAGAGGUGUUUGUAUGUGGCUCAAAUGAAUUUGGACAGCUUGGUUUUCACCCAAAGGAACUCCAGCAUACCCCUAUACCUAUGAAGGUGUUGUUACCAGCAAGCUAUGGGCAGAUAGUGGAUGUGGCAGCUGGUAUGAGACACACAGCAGUUUUGACAGCUGAGGGAAAAGUGUUCUGUUGGGGAAUGAGAAGAAAAAUCCAGGUUGAAGAUUUACUGAAUGAAGCAGUGAAGAAAUCUCUAGAAAACCCUGUAUUAGAGUCAGCUGAGGGAGACCCAUUUGUGAAGAUGUGUGCAGGUUCAUUUCACACCUUGGUGCUCACAGAGAAAGGCAACUUGUGGAUUUUUGGAACAUUCAAACAUGGCAUUUCCACACAGGAAAAUCCAUCAAAGGGGAGUAACCUACAGACACAUGCCAUUUCCAGUUCUCUCUUUGAUGGUCGCAUUAUAAAUAUUAGCAGUGGGUGGACACAUUGCCUUGUCCAAUCAGCUAGUGGAAGAGUAUAUUCCUGGGGCAGAGGAAAUUAUGGUCAGCUUGGUAGAUCAUGUGACCAGUCACACAGUGGAAUACCACAACACAUAAAAGAGUUGUACAGUAUAAAAUCUAUGGAAUGUGGAUCUGAACAUAAUUUAGUCACUACAGAUGAUGGAAGACUUUUCACCUGGGGAUGGAAUGAACAUGGUAUGUGUGCCACGGGAGAUGAAGACAACGUUGAGAGACCGACCAUAGUGAAAGCUUUGUCCGAUUUAUUGGCGGUUGAUUGUGCAAGCGGUGCUGGCCACUGUUUGGUUUUGUGUAAAGAUAAAACUUGAGAUUGAAUUCGGAGUUGUUAGCUAUUAGAAUGACUGUGAUGUCCGUGUACAUUAUGAAUGGUGUGAAAAUAAAUGUUACUGUGCAUGUAUGAAUGAUACAUAAAAUUUGUAUUGUCUAAA